Molecule: messenger RNA, 1634 nt
Organism: Brassica oleracea var. oleracea
Lineage: Eukaryota; Viridiplantae; Streptophyta; Magnoliopsida; Brassicales; Brassicaceae
Product: mediator of DNA damage checkpoint protein 1
Molecular function (GO): acyltransferase activity, transferring groups other than amino-acyl groups
Source: RefSeq, a predicted model, not a curated record
CUAAAAAAUAAUUAAAAAUGGCGCCAAAGCGAGCACCGCCGCCGCCGAUGCAGUCGUCACUCCACCGUAACGAGAAGGAGACAAUCGUUUCUCCUUCUUCUUCAGCUUACCCGAAACAACACAUGUUUCUUCUUCUCAAUCCUCGAGACGAAGAUGAUUUCACCGAAACCCAUCUCGAGCAAGUGCUCAAGUUGUAUAGUAAAGAGCUACCUGACAUGAACUACGCUUCAAACACUCGAAAGCAAUCUGCUUUCCUUGAGAGAUGCGUCUCUAAAGGCAAGUAUUGUUCAUUGGUUUUGAAGUCCGGAGUCUCAGAUAAGAUCUUUGCUGCAAUCACCUAUCAGAUAGUCCCUUCUGAUACUCAGUAUGCUGAGAUACCUCUUGCUGCUGUAACAUCUACACACCAGAAAAAGGGUUUUGGUAAACUCGUCUAUGAAGAAUUAAUGAAGAGGCUUCAUAAUGUUGGCAUUCGGACUAUAUACUGUUGGGCAGACAAAGAAUCUGAAGGCUUCUGGGUUAAACAGGGGUUUACAACAUUAGCAGAGGUAGACCAGAAGGGAAAAGCAAAGAGGUUACACAUCAAGUCUAACAUCCGAAAAGCCUUGUGUUUCCCCGGCGGUUCGACUCUCAUGCUUUCUCAUCUCAAAAAGGAACCUUCUGUUAAUCCUGUGCCUGGAGAUUCAGUUAAACUUGGAGAGAGCUUUGGUGAAAGCGUUUAUGUUGACUGUCUCUCUACUAUCAGAAGUCCAAUGGACUCGACCACAACAGGAAAGGAACAGCAGAAAGUGGUCUCUGAUCAAGCUACCACAGCUGACAGUGAUUCCACACCUAGCUUGAAGAGAUCUUGGGAGGAAGCUUCACUGUCUUCUCUACAAUCCAAAAGAAUCAGGGCAAACCGCAAUAAUGACACUAAGAUAGCUAAAGAGGAUCUUGCUACCAGCUCCAAGCAAUCGAAAGACAGUUCUUCCUUCCAAGCGGAUUCAACCAAGAACCCUCUGCCCACAGUUUGCAAAAGAAACAAUGGUGAUAGCUACAGAAUCUUGUUGAUGGACAUUGGAGAUGAAAACAAGCGAGCUUGGUUAACAGAGGUAAUAAGAAAACUAGGUGGAGAUGUGACCAUGGACGGCAACAUGAGCACACAUAUUGUCACCUCAAAAGUCAGGAAAACGCUUAACUUCUGCACUGCUCUUUGCUCUGGGGCUUGGAUCGUGUCUCCAAGUUGGUUAAAAGAAAGCUUCCGACAAGGCAGCUUUGCUAAUGAAGCCUCACACAUACUGCACGACGAAGACUACCAGUUGAAGUAUGAAACCGAUCUGAAAAGCACAGUUCUUAGAGCAAAAGCUAGACCAAACUCGAUGCUUAAAGGAUACGACGUGUGCGUUGGACCUCACGUUCGGUUGCCUAUUGAAACUUCAUCUGCUAUCAUAAAAUCUGCUGGUGGAAAUGUGAUUAAUGGAGUUGAUAAGGUAAAAGAGGCAUCUAAAACGAUAUACAUAGGGUGCGAAGAAGACACAGCAGAGGCUUUAAGGGCAGCAAAGAAGAGGGUUUGGACAUUCAGCAGUGAAUGGUUAAUGAACUGCGUCUUGAAGCAACAACUUGAGCUUCAAGUUACUCAGUUUGUUGAGUCCUUGUGA